UCUUAAUCCCCACCAUUCUUAAAGUUAUAUCUAAAGUGGAGUUUGCUUCAUCAACUGUUCUGCAAAAGGAAACAAGGAUGGGUGACACAAAUCCUUAUUUGUUGAAUUUUAAGGGCUAUAAUUUUGAACGUUCUUUAGUUGAUGUUAACCUACUAGAAAACCUAGAUGAUUUUGAAGUCAGGGAUGACGAUAUCUUCAUUGUUACGUAUCCCAAAUCUGGUACCAUCUGGACUCAGCAAAUAUUGAGCCUGAUUUGCUUUGAGGAUCAUCGGUACAGAACUAAACAUGUGGAUACAAUGGACAGAGCCCCCUUCCUGGAAUACAAUAUACGCAGUAUGGACUUUCUCAGCAGGCCAUCCCCUCGCAUCUUUACUACCCACAUGCCUUAUUAUCUAGUACCAAAAGGCCUCAAGAAGACAAAGGCUAAAAUCAUUUAUGUCUACAGAAACCCCAAAGACGUGCUGAACUCAUUUUACCAUUUCUCGAAGGUGGUGAUUACACUGGAGGCUCCACAAGACUUAGAAAAUUAUAUGAAAGCAUUUCUAGAUGGUGAAGUGGUAGGAAGUGUUUGGUUUGAUCACAUCAGAGGCUGGUAUGAGCACAGACAUGACUUCAAUAUUCUAUUUAUGAUGUACGAGGAGAUGAAGAAGGAUCUCAGAAGCUCUGUAUGCAAAAUCAGUCGUUUUCUUGAGAAAGAGCUGAAUGAAGAAGAUAUAGAUGCUGUGGUGCAACAGGCCACGUUUAAGAACAUGAAAUCUGAUCCCCAAGCAAAUUAUCAAAGUAUAUUGAAAAAUGAAAUUGGGAUAAGAGGAUGUGAUGCGCAGUUCCUGCGUAAAGGUACCAUUGGAGACUGGAAAAAUCUUUUGACUAUGGACCAAAGUGAAAGAUUUGACAGAAUAUUCCAGAGGAAGAUGAAGGAUAUACCCUUGAAGUUCAUUUGGGAUAUAAAUGAGGAAUAAAAUCAGUGCAAGAGAACAAUAUAAACACCUGACAACAACAAAACAUAUAUAUUAAUUUAGGAUGUAAUAGGAUACAUGUGGAUAUUUGUCUUAUGUAAAAUUAUGUUUUUUUAAUUUACUAACAAAAAUCUACUUAACAGCAAGCUAGCUCACUUGGAUACCGUGCUUGUUUUGUCAUGGGCGUGACCUGGAAUGGAACCCAGCUAUCAUGGCGCUGAGAAAUGCUUUGUUGCUGUGGUAUAUUUUUGUCUGCCUCUCUAUCUCUGUUUCUCUAUCUCCAAAAGUUGACCUGCACGAGUGAUAUAUAAUAAAUAUAUAAAUAAAUAAAUGAAUUUAACUGUAUUUAGACUAGAUAUCAUAGAUUUGGUUCUCUGACAUUCAAAAAAUUAAAAUGAUUUUGAGGGCAGGCUAUAUUGGUAGCAUGCAUUAUGCAGAGACAUUCAGAGAACAUACAACAUGACCCCUAAAUGCACUGAGACUCGUUAAUGUGUAUUAUUUCUUUACCUAGAAUUAAAUUUAGCAUCAAUUGAUAUUAAAUGCCUUUUCUUCUAAUGGUAAA
Messenger RNA from Erinaceus europaeus (western European hedgehog), 1518 nucleotides. Its product is annotated as amine sulfotransferase-like. Gene Ontology annotation, molecular function: sulfotransferase activity. NCBI's taxonomy places the organism in Eukaryota, Metazoa, Chordata, Mammalia, Eulipotyphla, Erinaceidae. Gene Ontology annotation, biological process: sulfation. Gene Ontology annotation, cellular component: cytoplasm. The coding region runs from base 78 to 959 and encodes 293 amino acids. The transcript has 7 exons. The record is from RefSeq and is a predicted model, not a curated record.